AUGCAUCCGCUGAGGAAGGGACCUCUCGUUAAACGAAUAUUAGAGGUGGAACCAGUGGGGGACGACGUGCUGCGUCAAGUGGAGCAGCUGGACACUCUUAUUAAUGCCAACGCCACUCUCAAAUCAUUCAAGGCGACGUCACCACGUCGACCGUCCCGGAGUCAGAAGCAGAUCAUGGGUUAUUUGGAGAAACAAGCUCGCACCGCCUUGGCAUCGGAUACGUCCAAUGGAUCCAACGGGGCCAGUCAAGAUAUCGUCACUUCAUUAAAUGCUAGUGCAGGGUCUGCUACACCCGGCAACUCGAGAAAAGUGCAUCCUCAGAUCGAGAGCAAGUUGCAGCCAAUCGGCAGUGGGGAUCUCUCUGAUGCGAAUAAUGUCAAGGGCGCAGAUGCCAGCUUUCGUCGGAAAUCAACGCGAAAGUCGCUCGUUGAACGUCUAAGCUCCGUGAUGUUUGACGCCCCAGACGGUACUCGUCCCGAGAUUAAGCGUCCAAGCAUCAAAACGCAUCGGAAUAGUCGUCUCGAUAGCAGACGACGCAGUAGUGUCACCGCUUCGAUCAAGGGGGACGUGUCCAAGUUCAAGCAGACUGUGUCGCGAAUGUUUGACAAGGCGUCACAGAUCAAACUGGAUGACGAACGCUCGGCCAGAGUUGCUGAACUUGUGGACAGCGAAGUGAUGGUGCUAAAUACAAGUCAACUGGCUCAAAACCAAAAGCGGAAGGCGCACCAGUACACGAUCUCGAUCCACUCAACGUUCCGCCAAUGGUGGGACUUUGUACUCACUGCGUCCAUCGCGUACGUGAUCGUCAUGACACCGAUCAAAGUGGGCUUCGACGUGCAAUCUUCGGGCUUGAAUUACGCUCUCGAUGUGGUGGUGGAUGUGAUUUAUCUCAUUGAAAUGGUCCUCAACUUCUUCACGAGCUACGAAGACGACGCAACGGGUGAGGAAAUCAAGGACCUGGAUAAAAUCCGUCGGAGUUAUCUGCAGAGCUGGUUUCUCGUCGAUGCUGUAAGUAGCUUCCCAUCUUCAUUGGUAGGAACGACGAAUGGACUUCUGACGCUCUCGAAGAUUCUCAAAGUCGCUCGUGUAGCCAAAAUAUCCGACUCGGGUCUCGUUCGCACGGUAUCUGGGCAUAUCGACCGCUCAAUGAACCCAUCGAUGCUUCGGAUGCUGAAGCUCACGGUUAUCUUCCUCGUCUCACAGCAUCUGAUCGCGUGUACGUACUACUACAUCAGCUUGAACCAGUCCGUCGACACAACCUGGGCCCCCACUCACGACAUACGCAAUAGCGACUCGCUUGGACAGCAGUACGUGGACGCCUUCUACUUUGCCAUGAUGGUGACGACAGCAAACGAUGUAAACCCCAUCACUCCCAUCGAAAAGCUCUUCACGUCAGUGAUGCUCUUUGUGGGGAUCGUAAUCAACGCCAGUAUCAUCGGCAGUGCAGCCAAUCUGCUAGCCAACCUAGACAAGGAAGAGAUCGCUCGAAAGAACCACAUGGACUCCAUCAACGACUACUUGCGCUUCAAGAAAGUGCCUCUCGUCUUGCAGAACAAGAUCCGACGAUAUUACGACUACGCGCUGACCACGCGUCUACAGGAUCCGACGGAGAAUUUGUUUGCAGACUUACCGGAUCGACUCAAACUUCUGCUCAAGCUGAACUUGCACUCGGAGUUUGUGCGUAAAGUGCCGCUUUUCCGAGCGCUGUCCCAUGCAGGUGUGGUGUCUAUUAUUCAGUGCUUAGUUCCAAUUGUUGCGAUGCCUGGGGAGGUUAUCAUCGUGUACGGCGAAGUCGCAAAGGAGUUUUAUUUUAUCAAGACCGGACAAGUGUCGCUCUGUGUUCCCGGCCUGGAGGAGAGCGUUCCGUUAGGGAAUCUCGGUGAAGGCUCGUUCUUCGGAGAGACGUCUCUUCUUACGGGAGAACCGACGACAGCCGAAGUCAAGGCUGAACGUGUGUGUGAGCUCAUGUAUCUGAGUAAAGACGACUUCGAGACGAUCGUCGACAGGUUCCCCACUUUCUUCCUUGCUGUGCGUCGCAUCAGUGAGUCGCGCUUGCAGACGGCGCAGAAUAUCCAGAAAAUAAGUUAA
This is a messenger RNA of Phytophthora infestans T30-4, 2088 nucleotides long. RefSeq names its product Voltage-gated Ion Channel (VIC) Superfamily. Gene Ontology annotation, molecular function: protein-containing complex binding; voltage-gated potassium channel activity. Gene Ontology annotation, cellular component: membrane. The record is from RefSeq and is a predicted model, not a curated record. The coding region runs from base 1 to 2088 and encodes 695 amino acids. The transcript has 2 exons. Gene Ontology annotation, biological process: transmembrane transport; potassium ion transport. NCBI's taxonomy places the organism in Eukaryota, Oomycota, Peronosporomycetes, Peronosporales, Peronosporaceae.